Tremella mesenterica DSM 1558 is the source of this 730-nucleotide messenger RNA. RefSeq lists its product as uncharacterized. The record is from RefSeq and is a predicted model, not a curated record. Gene Ontology annotation, biological process: mitochondrial respiratory chain complex IV assembly. NCBI's taxonomy places the organism in Eukaryota, Fungi, Basidiomycota, Tremellomycetes, Tremellales, Tremellaceae. The coding region runs from base 98 to 643 and encodes 181 amino acids. Gene Ontology annotation, cellular component: mitochondrial inner membrane. The transcript has 3 exons.
GAGAUCUUCAAUACUGAAGAACAACGGGGAUAUCCCAAAGUGGAACCAGAAUUCAAAAAAGGAGGAGGAAAGACGCUCAAGAAAGAAGUUUCGAAUCAUGUCAUUACCUAGAAAAUCAAGGUCGACACAUCCUAUAUUGUUAGCGGUCAGAAACAGACCGUUCUUAUUAUUUGGAGUUCCAUUCGUAUCCAUCAUCGUUUUCGCUUCUUUCGGCUUGAAAGCUUUGACUCAAACAAAAUACGAUCUACAUAAUCAAAAAAAUACCACUUUAACUACUGAACAAGCUCUUGGGAUGGAUAAAGAAAGGAAGAAAUUUGAUAUCCGAGAAGAAUACUACAGACUCAAUAAUCCUUCUGCUCUUUCUUCAAACGCAAGAUUAGACGCUUCCAAAUCCUCCUCUCAAUCCUCAACAUCUUCAUCCGGUCUCCAAAGCGUCGAGUCAGAGAUGAGACAGGGUGAGAAUGACCCGGUGAACAAACAGGAGAGAAGCUCGGAGAGGAAGAAUAAGAAAAUGACUAUAUCUCAGGAAGAAUAUGAACCUAUACGUGUUCCACGACCGGCCGGUGUGUCCGAAUGGGGUUCAGUCGGAGGAUUGGAAGAGGCGCCUUUGAAAGGGUAUAGGAAAGAAGAUCGGUGGGUUUGAGCUUUUGUCAGUACAUACGGAAGACUUGUUGUACAUUUUGCACACUUGUAAUUGUAUUACAUAGCAUAUGAUGAUCUUAUCUUUUGU